UACAGUAGAUAAUACAAUGACAUAUGCAAUGCGCUCGGGAAAGAACGAGCGCAACAGAAGACAAGGAUGGAGCAUUGAUGGUAGUGAAAGCAAGGCUACAGUGACAUUUAGCUAGUCAGCUGGCGAUGUACUGUUAGGAAGAUGUAUAUGGGUCUAUAUUUUAAAAUGCUCUUAUGUUCUUAGCUAUAUCCGAUUUCAAUGCGUGGGUGGGCUUAAGGACAUGAUGUUUCACAUUUUAAAGAGCUAGUCAGUAGUUUAAAGACUUUGAGGAAAGAACAUGGACAAGAUCCUGGAGGCUGUGAUGAUGUCGCCUCACUCCAAGGUAGUGAAGCAGGGGAUGGUGAGGCGGGUGGUGGAGUCGGCUGCGCAGCCACUGGACGGCUCGCAGUGCCGGGCCAUGUUCCACGUGUCCACCAGGCUCUUCCUGCUCGGCGAGUCGCAGUUCAAGCGCGAUGCCGGGCGUGAGGUCCUGGAGGCCUUCGCCCGCCACCACCGGCCCCAGUUCGAGGAGUUCUUUGAGGUGCGCUUCGUCCUGGGGCUCCUCCGCAACGGCUACCCGCCCGUGGGCAGGCGCAGCCCGCAGAUCUUCCUUUACCUGGAGAUGGGGCUGCGCUGCCUGGCCGACGCGCCCUCCGCUCCGGACCUCUUCCACCUGCUGCAGAUAGAGGUUCUGCGCAUCGUGUGCGAGCGCCCAGGCCCAGAGCUCUGCGAACAGCUCUCCCGUCUGCUCAGCCGGUGCCCGCGCUGCGUGCCCAGCGGCAACCUGCAGACCGUCUUCUGCCAGCAGCUCAUCCAGACCAUCCGCCUCUUCCAGUGCCAGAGUCAGCAGGACGACGACAUCGUCGUCUUCCUGGAGCGCGUCACAAAGACCAGCGGCAUGCUGCAGACCGUCUGGAGGGCCAACGUUGCCGCCAUCUUGCCCUCUCUCAAGGAGCUCUUCAUUGUCAUCUCCACACCCGGAGAAGUACCCUCCAAUGCCCUGGCUAGUGUGGUGCAAUAUGUGCCUCUGGAGUUGAUGGAAGGAGCAGUGCGCAAUCUCACCAAUGACAAGAACAUCUCUGAUGCACAGAUGCUGACUGCUAUCUGCAGAAUGAUUGACUGGUUGUCAUGGCCAUUCACAAAGAACACAGACAAGUGGGCGAUUGCUCUGAUGAAGGGGGUGGCGGUGGUGAAGAAGUGUGUGAUCCUGAUUGAAGUGACUCUUGCUAAGAUUGAGGAGGUUUUUGCAAAGUUGUUUUACCCGAUUGUGCGAGAGGGGGCGCUCUCCGUGCUGUCCUACCUGCUGCUCAGCUUCCAGCAGUCUCCUGAAGCAUUCCACUUGCUCCUCCCCCAGAUCCCACCUCUGGUCUCCUGUCUGUCGGCCGAGGGUUCAGACUCCGCCCAGCAGUGCCUGCGGCAGCUGGUGGAGCUCGCCCACUGCCUCCUCUUCCGCUUCACUGGCUUCCCUGACCUUUACCAGCCCGUAUUGGAGGUCAUCAAGGACUUCCCCAGUCCCAGUGAAGAACGGGUGAAACAGGUGCUGAGCGAGGGAGCAUGGACCGCCCAGCGGGCCGACCAGGUGUCCCUCUGUCACCGGCUCACCCCAAAAUCUGAGACAGGAAAAACCGGCCUGGUCAACCUGGGAAACACCUGCUACAUGAACAGUGUCAUACAGGCUCUGUUCAUGGCCUCUGACUUUAGACUUGCAGUGAUGGCUUUGAAAAACUGUGACCUUCUCCCCCUCAUGGGAAAGCUGCAGAGGCUGUUUGCAUUUCUUGAACAUAGCCAGCGCCCAGCUAUUUCUCCAGACACCUUCUUGGCAGCAUCUACCCCUGAUUGGUUCAAUCCUGGCAGCCAACAGGACUGUUCCGAGUACCUGAAGUACCUGCUCGACAGACUCCAUGAAGAAGAGAAGAAGAGCAGUCAGAAGGUGCGUGGCCAGCCGGAGAACCAGGCCGGCGACACGCUGAUCAAACGCAUGUUCGGCGGUAAGAUGGUGACCCGCAUCCGCUGCCUGCGGUGCCAGAACGUCUCGCAGAAGGAGGAGGCAUUCAGCGACCUGUCCCUGGCCUUCCCCCCCCCGAACCACCGCCGGGACGGCAGCUUCAUCCUCAGCCCUUCCCCCGCACUGGCAGAGGGGGCGGAGCCCCGAGGCACAAGCCCCUCCCGCCCAGAGAGGCAGGAGGAGCGCGGGGUGAGGGUCAUCAAAGUGGAAACGGUGGGUUCCCUGGACCAGGCAACAAACAAGGGGUUCGGCGGAGCCCCCCUCCCAGCCUGGGCCCCGCCGGAGCGCCCCAAUUCGCCGGCCUCACUGUCAGUCCCCGACCUCAUCAAUUUCUUCCUGACACCCGAGAUGCUGACCGGCGACAACAAGUACCGGUGCCAGCGGUGCUCGUCGCUGCAGAACGCGGAGAAGGUGGUGGAGGUGACGGAGGGGCCGCACUACCUCAUCCUCACCCUCCUCCGCUUCUCCUUCAGCCUGACCACCAUGCGCCGGAGGAAGAUCCUGGACAACGUCUCCAUCCCGCUGGUCCUGAAGGUCCCCGUCCGACUGCCCUCCAGGGGCCCGGAGUCCGUGGGGGCCCGGGAGGUGGGCUCAGGGCCGGAGGUAGAGAGAGAGGGCAGCGCCUACGUCUCCCUGACCUACGAUCUGGCCAGCGUGGUGGUGCACUCAGGCCUGUCGUCGGAGAGCGGCCACUAUUACUGCUAUGCGCGGGAGUGCGACGGAAGCGAGAAGCCUCCCGGAGGGGGCGCCAGGGAGUCGGGUUGGGACGACCCCGCCUGGGCCACGCCCGCCGGGGGGGCGGAGGGGACGCAGUGGUACCUGUUCAACGACACGCGCGUCUCCUACUCCAGCUUUGAGGCCGUCGGCAACGUGACCGCCCACUUCCCCAAGGACACGGCAUACGUGACGUUGUACCAGCUCCGCCCGACGCACCGGGCGGAGCCGGGCGACUGCCGCGUCGUGGCAACAGAGGAGCUGCAUGGGAGUGAGCCUCUGGAGAGAGAGCUGGUGGAGGCCAUCGCUAAAGAUAACACUCUGCACCUGCAGGAGCAGGAGAGGGGAGUGAGACACAGGGCGGCCCUGUCCCCCUCCGCGGCAGAGCCUCCGGUGUGGCUGAAAGACCCACGGAGGAGGGAACGGUGGCUGAUGCCCGAAUCAGGGACUGAAGAGGACAAGAUGGCGGGGUGCUGGGAGCAGGUCGGGGUGCCAGCCUUGUGAGGACUGAAGGCCAGACUGGCCAGCCAAGGACUUGGGGAAUCGCAGGUGUAGCCUCCCCAGGGCUCAGAGUGCCUUUCCGUUAGACUAAUGUGUCAGGCAGUGGGUUUAUUAUAGCAAACUGUUGUGCCUAGCUUCUACUGCUUUUACACAUUAGCUCACUGUACUGUAUAUUUACGGAAGUACUGUUGGGACUGUUUAUAAGAAAAAACACACUUGCUAGUUACAUGGCUUGAGGCACUGUUAUUUAUUAUAGACAGAAGCAGUCACCUGUACAUUGUGGUAAUUGCAGGUACAAAUAAAAAUGUAACUGUAUAUAAAACUA
This is a messenger RNA of Conger conger (European conger), 3524 nucleotides long. RefSeq names its product ubiquitin carboxyl-terminal hydrolase 38-like. The transcript is spliced from 12 exons. Lineage: Eukaryota; Metazoa; Chordata; Actinopteri; Anguilliformes; Congridae. Gene Ontology annotation, molecular function: cysteine-type endopeptidase activity; cysteine-type deubiquitinase activity. Gene Ontology annotation, biological process: protein deubiquitination; ubiquitin-dependent protein catabolic process. Gene Ontology annotation, cellular component: nucleus; cytosol. The coding region runs from base 278 to 3202 and encodes 974 amino acids. The record is from RefSeq and is a predicted model, not a curated record.